AUGACCCUAGAGUCGAUAGCCAGACUCUUGUCACAAGCCGGGUCAUCGAUAGCUAAAACCAGAAUGGACAUGGACGAAUAUGGUGUUUCGAUCGGCGAACCACAGCACUACGGCCAACGAUAUUUAUAUUUCAUCCUGGUCCGUCUGCCGAGACGCGGCCAUCGGAAUUCAUAUUUCAUUCUUGCACCGUUUCCAGGUCACUUCCCCAUCGGUUGCCAGAGCGAGGUCAGGUGGAUGUUCGGACAUUUGGACAGCGACAACGACGGCAGGCUCAUCCCUUACGAGUUGCACGGCCUGGAACACGAUCAGUUCGAGCCGUGUCUGAAACCGUUCCUCCGCGGCUGUGACACCGACGGAAACAUCGUCGUGAGUGGCUCCGAAUGGUGUGACUGCUUCUCAAAGGCUGAACGUCCCUGCGCCGCAGUACGCAAGCGAUCAUCACCUGACGUUGCACCUGCUUGCGAUUCCCGGGGUUAUUAUCGAAGCACCCAGUGUCACCGUGGACUAGGACUCUGCUGGUGCGUGGAUCCUCAUGGCGUAGAAUUUGCUGGAACUAGAACACGUGGCAGCAAGCCGGAUUGCGACACGAUCGUAAACAAGAUUAGCAACGGAGGAUUGAAGACAAACAGCGUGGACCUAGACGAUGACGAAGAUGGCGGCACAGAUUCUGCACAGGAUCUCGAAGGUUCCGCCGAUCAGCCAUUAGACUUUUAGACUCCUUAGAAUCAGCCAGCAACAGCAGCAACGGGAGCAGCACCUUAACGUGAUAUCGAACAGCCGGACGACACGGUUCUCCUUGCAAAGGGGAACAGGAUGUGCUCGCUCGGUGGUCGUCCGCUGGUUUCGAGUAUCGCCGUUGUGAUUGGAGGUGUCUUCAGUGAAACAGGUCGGCGAAGGCUGCGACCCACGCGUGAGCCUAAAAGUCAGAAGAGCAACGAAGAAGUACGAGGAUUGACGAGAGUGACACGAGCAGCGGAUACCCUCUGGCAUCGUGGUUACACCACUUGAAUUGCGUCCUCUUUGUCGAUUAUUGGUCAUGACCCUUAACCCGAGAAUGAUCGUUUCUUGAUAAUUAAUUCUGUCCUUUGUUGAUCGUCCGUGGUUUGAAUUGCAAUAACGACAUUGUAUAAAUAUCUUCUUUUCAUUGAUAAUUAAUCCAAAUUAAUCUAUCCGAGAACACAAGUGCCAAACGGGUUAAGAAGCUGCUGAAUCGGAGAAUCGUGUGUAGGAAGCUUGUACAGUGCAAUAAUCAAGGGGCUACAUCGUGCAAUGGUAAUCUGGUAUGAUGCUCUAUAUUUCGAUCCAAGACCAUGCAGGAGACGUCGACAUUCGACGCGAUGAGAGAAUCGCCCCGAUGACCCGCAAUGAGACACGUUGUACCCUGUGUGCCCGUCGAGGUACCUCCAUGCACAACUCGUCUAUAAAUAAUAUAAUUAUAUACUAUUUAUGCAUAUACAAACUAGAGGUUUUGCGAGAAAGAGAAAGGAGAGAUACGAGAGAGAAAGAACGAUGCACAGGAAAAGAAGGGAAAGUUCAUCCUCCAUUGGGUAAAAUUCACAUGUCCACUCCACGACGUAUAGAGAUUAUGAUACCUUUAAAAAAGAAGAGAUACAAAAGAAAAAAAGAAAAGAAAAAGAAUGCUCUAUGUAAUUAUGAUUUCUAACCGCGCUAGAUUAACGAUAUCUCGAAUUAUAAUGUCUAAGCAUAAUAUAUAUAUAUAUAAAUAUACAUAUAAAUAUAUAUAUAUAAUACUGUCUAUGACUUACGAUAAUACAGCGGACGAAGACAAGCUGGCUGAGGGAGAAACCUGGCUAAUAGUCAGCGGACGCGAUAAACGCGUCUAACACACUCUUAGAGAGAUGCACACGCUUCAAAACGUAGGGUAUUAAACAGAAAAGUAUUUGCAUAAUCCGAGUCACGAGUAUAGGUUAAUUGAGCUCUCUCGUAAUAAAGCACCUUCGCUGGUUAACACAGAAAAACGUACGCCGUCAGCUAAUAUAGAUUUCCGUCGCCACGCUUAUUUAUUUUCUUCACGCUAACCAUUAUUACUCUCCCUCUACUACUUCGGUUCUUUCGUUUCAAUUUUCAUUUCUCUCGUAGCCAUCUUGCGUUGCGAGGUUUAGUGUAAGAUAUACUGCAUAAAAAAGAAUGACCUAUUUCAUACUCGCUAACUACUAAACCGCAGUUCAAUCACGACGAGGAAAGAAU
Messenger RNA from Eufriesea mexicana, 2208 nucleotides. It is a transcript of the gene Cow, whose product is annotated as Proteoglycan Cow. Gene Ontology annotation, biological process: establishment of protein localization to extracellular region. The transcript has 4 exons. The record is from RefSeq and is a predicted model, not a curated record. NCBI's taxonomy places the organism in Eukaryota, Metazoa, Arthropoda, Insecta, Hymenoptera, Apidae. Bases 1 to 714 code for a protein of 237 amino acids. Gene Ontology annotation, molecular function: calcium ion binding.